Messenger RNA from Emiliania huxleyi CCMP1516, 954 nucleotides. RefSeq lists its product as hypothetical. Gene Ontology annotation, cellular component: membrane. The record is from RefSeq and is a predicted model, not a curated record. Gene Ontology annotation, biological process: monoatomic ion transport. Lineage: Eukaryota; Haptophyta; Isochrysidales; Noelaerhabdaceae. Gene Ontology annotation, molecular function: extracellular ligand-gated monoatomic ion channel activity. Bases 1 to 954 code for a protein of 317 amino acids. The transcript has 3 exons.
AUGCGGACGACGGUCGUGCAGGAGAUCGAGCUGGAGCGCUUCGACGUGCUCAAGAUCCAAUCCAUCGACACUGUCUCGCAGUCCUUCAACGCGCGCUGCCUCGUCCGUCUCCGGCUCAUCGGAGCCAAGGCCCGCCGGGAGGCGUUCGUCACCUUCAAAGACGGCCGCGCCACCGAAUCGGUCGAGUGGUUUGCAAGGCAAAUCGAGCCGUACAACUCCUUUGAGCACGACUCGUGCAAGCUGAUAGAUGAGAAACCAAAGAUCACGGACGCCGGCGACGACCUUCUUAUCCAGCUGCGGUUCGAGGGGCGCUUCUACCAGCCGAUGCGGCUGCACGCAUUUCCCUUCGACUCGCAAGAGCUGCGCAUCGAGUUUCUCAUUCUCUGCCGCGUCGACGGCCCCGUACCGGCCAAGGUGAUCGUAUCGCCUGGUGUGGAAAGCAGCCUCGUGGAUAGGGGCUUCGCACCCCGCUUCCAGUGGCAGCCAACCGGGGGCGUGCAUUGCUUCGUCGACGAGCACAAGGCAAACGGGCGCAUUUUCCCCAAGUUUGGCGCUACGGCGAGAGUGGCGCGGAAGUCCCGCUUCUACGUCACCAACGUCGCGCUCCCCACCGCCGUCUUUUCCGGCCUCGCCUUCACCCUCUUCGCCGCGCAACCGUCGGAGCCUUUGGAACGCCUAUCGGUCGCCUUCACGCUCCUCCUGACGAUGGCGGCGUACAAGAUCACGGUGGCGGGCAUGAUCCCGCAGGCAGUGUCCUACGAGACCUUGCUUGACCAAUUCCUGCUCUGCAACUUCUUCCUUCUCGUGGCGAUGGCGGUCGUCAGCGCGCUCCUGCCGCAAGUGGGACAUGACGCGGAGGAUUUGGCCGACCGCGUCUGCUUGGCGCUUCUCGGCGCGGUUUGGUGCCUGAUCCAGGCGUGGUUCGUGGCCAAGGCGUGGUCGCGAAAGGACUGA